This is a messenger RNA of Parnassius apollo (apollo), 276 nucleotides long. The record is from the annotation of a GenBank genome assembly. Lineage: Eukaryota; Metazoa; Arthropoda; Insecta; Lepidoptera; Papilionidae.
AUGGCGUCACACAGUCGGUUGACGGUAAAUGACAUAAUUUUGUAUUUAGAAGAUGAUGAUGAUGUACUGGAAGCUGACGUAUAUAUAACUCCCCCGGAAAAUUUUGAUAAGAGGGACGAAGAGAGUGGUAAUGAAGAAUCUACUGAUAUCAACUGCUUGUCUCGGCAUCAGUUAUUAGCAGCCCAACUUAGAGUCAAGGUAUCUGUAGCGGGGCGGAUAGCCGAAAUACAUCAGCAAGAAUCCCAAGAGGAACAGCCCACCCCAAGCACUUCAUAA